Molecule: messenger RNA, 4714 nt
Organism: Chiloscyllium plagiosum (whitespotted bambooshark)
Lineage: Eukaryota; Metazoa; Chordata; Chondrichthyes; Orectolobiformes; Hemiscylliidae
Source: RefSeq, a predicted model, not a curated record
AAUAUGUUGACUCUGCGGGGAUCCAGUCCACUGUCGUGCGUUUGAACAUUUAAUUGUUUUCUCGUGAGAGUGAGAGCUAAACCGCGCGGGCAACUUCAGUUCUACAAAUAAGCUUCUGACAAAACACCACUCAAAGCAUGUUAGAACUGCGGAUUUGCACUCAGCUAAUGUUUACGGCAAUGCAGCCAUGGCAACAGACGAACGGUCAUUUCCAGACUAGAGGUGCACUGCGCAGUAAGAAGAGCCUAAACCCUGAGGACUGGCCCCUCUUGCUCCAUUCUAAGCCUGCGCAGGCGCACUCCGUCGCAUUCCUAAAUGGGACAUCUGGCCGUGACAUCAUUGAUUGGCUGUCACCCGAGAAACUUUUGUCACUGCGUCCAAUCAGGUCAGCGGGUGAGAAAAGGAAGAGGAAGGGGGGUUGGACCAGGAACAGAGACCCCUCUGGAGGCGCAUUUCUAACAGUGUACCAUCACCUAGAGCGGUUCAUCCGGACCCUAGGGCCAGCCCCCAACCUCUCAAAUCCAGCCUAUCCAACCUGCAACAAGCUGUAGUUCACUACUAGAUUCGCUGCUUCAAUCGCAGUGACCAUGCCCGGCCAUCAGAUUUAUUGAUCCGGCCGAUCUCUGUAAGCUUGUGUUGCAAUUUUAUUUAGGGGGCGGUGAGGAGAUUCUCCGCGACAAAAAAAAACCACCGAAGUGCUCACUCACUGAGCCCAUUUUCUCUCCCUUUUUUUUGAAAGGGGGAUUUUUUACGAAGGUGUAAAGAUCCUCCACGCCCCCCCCCUUCCCCUCCCCUCCCCAACCUCCUUUCUACAUGGCGAACAAAGCGAUCGAUUGGGAGUGCAGCGGGGAUCGCGACAUGUACAGUCACUUUCAGGACUGGUGUCUGAGGACCUACGGGGAUUCGGGUAAAACAAAGACGGUCACUCGGAAAAAAUACGACCGGAUUGUGCAGCUCCUGAGCGGAGUAGAGCUCAGCUCGGUCGAUAAUGCCAAAUUCAAAUUUUGGGUGAAAUCGAAGGGAUUCCAGCUGGGGAUGGGCGAUCAGAAAAAGGGUGCUGCCGGAAAACCAGCGGUGUACGUACCAGUAAAAACAACGACUGGAGAUGGAGUCACAGCUAAAGAAAGCAUAUCUCUGAAACGUGUGGCUGUGGUGGAGGAUUUUUUCGACAUCAUUUAUUCUAUGCACGUGGAAACAGGAACGGAGACUGCGAAGACGGCAAAACACGCCGGACAGAAGCGGACUUACAAAGCGAUUGCUGAGACAUAUGCAUUUCUCCCAAGAGAAGCAGUGACCAGGUUUUUGAUGAGCUGCACAGAAUGUCAAAAACGAAUGCACAUAAACCCGAAUGGUGUGGACUCAAAAGAAAAUGAAAGACCUUCCUCACUGGCUGGCGUGAUAGAUUAUAAUAUGCCCAUUACUGCCACAUACUUGAAGCAGAUGAAACUCCAGUUUAUGAGUACACCUCAUCACCUGGAUGAAAGUUCAGUGAGCAGCGAUGAUUUUGAUAUGAGUGACGCCACAUGGAUUUCAGCUGACCAGUGUAUGAACUCUGAUUUAAGUCCCAGUCAAGAAGAAAGAAUGCACAGUCCACAGAAUCUGCAUAACCAGGAAUAUGAUGAUUCAUCUUCAGAAUGCUACAGCGGAAAUGGCUCUACUACCCUGAAUCCUGCAACAUCAAACAGUACACAGGGAGACAGUACAUUCCCAGAGAUAAAUGGAAAUAGCUCCACUGGCCUAGACUACAGUGCUGGCCCAGAUGACCAGCCAGUCAACCUCAGCGAGCGGCUUCAACCUGGUCAAAUGGAUAAUGGCAAUAUAGAUGGGCAAAGAAACCGGGUUAAAUACACUGGAAAAACAACCUCCGAUGUCAGAUUGAACAGGGACACAAGAGACUAUGGGAAUAAGACCUCGAUAGUGGAAUCCCAGAUUGCCAGAAGCUGCUGGCCAGUCAGAGGCCAGCAGCCUCUGGGUCCAAAAGACUGUUGGUUGAGGCCUAUUUUCAUGGGAUCCAAUGGCAAGAAGUCUCCACCUUACAGCUCAGGAAGUUACGACUCUAGCAGAAAUGAGCUUUCAGGAAGUUGUCCAGAAGAUCUGUCAAUCAGCAGAGGUGGGGACGACGACGAUGACGAUCAUGAUGACCAUGAAGACAGUGAGAAGAUCAAUGACUCUGAGGGAAUGGAUCCUGAAAGGCUAAAGGCAUUCAAUAUGUUUGUGAGGCUGUUUGUUGAUGAAAAUCUUGACCGAAUGGUUCCCAUUUCAAAACAGCCCAAAGAAAAGAUUCAAGCUAUCAUUGAGUCAUGCAGCCGACAGUUCCCUGAAUUUCAGGAGCGAGCCCGAAAGCGCAUUCGCACUUACCUCAAGUCCUGCAGGCGAAUGAAAAAAAAUGGCAUUGAACUGGCGUCUCGCCUACAUGCCUCCUCUUUCAGACAGGAAGACAGGGAAGAGGGAGCCUCCAACUUCUUCAUGACUGCUGUCGCUGGUUCAGCUCCUUCUUCAACCAACAGGAAGCGUGCUUGCUGGAGGGUGAGACGGACAUCUGGUUUUUCUUCCUCUGAGUCACGACCCACCCCUCCUCAUUUGACCUCAGCUAUGGCAGAAAAUAUUCUGGCUGCUGCAUGUGAGAGCGAAAGCAGGAAAGCUGCAAAACGGAUGCGACUGGAAGCAUAUCAGGUGCAGGAUGAACCUAUUGCACUAGAUAAACAUACUCAACAAACCAGGGAGACUGCUCAGCUUGCCCACAACACUUAUUCACUGCCAGCUGCUUCCUACUCUCAAGAUCAGAUGUAUAUCAAUGGCGGACUGAACUACAGUUACCGUGGUUAUGGAGGAAUAGGAGGUGGACUGCAAACUGGCACCCUCAGCAAUGGUCCAACAGAUCUCAGCAUGAAGGCACUGGCCUCAAACUCAGCUUCAUCCAACACAAACAACAGGAGUGUACCAGCAGCACAGCUCAGUCCAACAGAAAUUAAUGCGGUCCGGCAGCUCAUUGCUGGCUACAGAGAGUCAGCAGCCUUCCUCCUCCGCUCUGCAGAUGAACUGGAAAACCUCAUUUUACAACAAAAUUGACUCUUGUCAGCAUAGUCCUAAUGAUAAAACCCCAUAUCCUGUAGUUAUCCAGUUCAAAACUGGAUAUUGGGGGAGAUUCCUCUUGUUACAAGAUGGCCAUUAACCCAUUGCUGCUAUGGAAGUGAUAACGCCACCAACCUUUAACCUCAGACCUUCAUCAGGACCAGGUGGGAGAGUAAGUAAGUCUUCAACCCAAGGACCUCAUUCACCAGAGAAUAUUUGUUUUCUUAGCUGGCAGCAUAAACUGAAAGAUUUGACACGUGCAAGGACUCCAUUCCUUUCACAGGCAGGUGUAGUUCCUGACCAUCUGCCAUACAAAACCCACAUAGCAUUCAAUUCCCAGGUGCAAUACCUAGUGACGCUGCUAAUAGAAAUAACCUAGAGUGGAUCUUCUGGAAGAACAAUAGAGGAGUUGAUCUCUCUUGGUUUGUGUUAAUUCUGGUCAUCAGUUUCAAGUAUGAGGAUAGUAGCAUCAUAUGUACAUCCAUUAUUCACUUAACUCAAGACGAUCUUAGAACAAGCUGACUUUUUUUUUGCUCCUUUGGAAAUCUAAACAUUUAGCCACUGAUUAGAACGUGUAAUGAAGGCUGCAAUAUAAUAACAUAGCAACUAAUAGAGACGAUAGGUGAUCCACACUCAAUAAAACAUCUGGUAUUAAAGUUGAUUAUCAAGUAAUUAGGCCAAAGGAGAAUUUGGGUGAAAUUUGUGAACAAGAGACACAACCGGAGUUGAAAGGUAAUGAAAUACUGCACAUUUAAUUAUAAUUAAUGAACUGCACUUUUUAAGAAAUGCAGCCACUUUGAGCUCACCUACAUGGAUUGGUAUAUUAGAUGAAUGACCUGAAGAAUUGUAAUAUGUGUUCUGAUAUUAGAAAGUGCCCAACAGAAAAAAAAAGCAUUUGUAACCUAUAAUCAUGUUUUUGUACACAUAACUGGGUGUUCCAUAAGACUACAAAACUUAAUGUUCAUCGUGACUGGUUUCAUGUCAGCCUUUUAUUAACAUUUCCAAUAUUUCCAAGUGACCAUAGUAUAAAUGCAGAGUCAGGACUCAGCUUGACUCUAAAGAGCCUCUGGCUGACUGCCUGGAGAAAUGAUCACAUCUGUUUAAAUUUUGACACCCCACAAUGUCAUUCAGUAACAAAGCAAUUGUGUAAAGAAAAGUGCACUGGUAUGUCUUGGACUUAUUGGACACCUAAAGAAUGAUAUGGUGUAGAUGCUGACAUUUUCAAUAACAUUUGCAAUUUGACUGCUGAGAAAUGUCACACACAAACAUAAGUAUAGACUCAAAGGACUGCCAAUUUGGCAAGAGGAAGCAUUUCAGCAAGUCAAUGUAAAUGGGCUGCAUUUAUAGACAGCCAAUACCCAAGUGGUACCUUUUGCAAGCAGUUAUCCAUUUUUGUAAGCAGAAUCCCAAAGCCCAGUUGCAAUCCAUCCACCCAUGAAGCCACUUCAAAUGUUUUUCUCUUAAUUUACAGUCAAAUGCAGGAUUUGAAAUCAAGCAAGAUUAACUUUUUGUCUCUUCAGUAAACUAAAGUGGAUCAUGAAAUCUUUCAGAACUCAGGUAGCAAUUUAUACCAACCUAAUUUUUUUACUAUUUUUUAAAAAGUGAAUACUAUGAAACAGAAAUUGUUAUUUUAUACUUUUAU